This is a messenger RNA of Eutrema salsugineum, 771 nucleotides long. Its product is annotated as E3 ubiquitin-protein ligase RHA1B. The transcript has a single exon. The record is from RefSeq and is a predicted model, not a curated record. Gene Ontology annotation, biological process: protein ubiquitination. Gene Ontology annotation, molecular function: ubiquitin protein ligase activity. NCBI's taxonomy places the organism in Eukaryota, Viridiplantae, Streptophyta, Magnoliopsida, Brassicales, Brassicaceae. Bases 139 to 615 code for a protein of 158 amino acids.
UAAAAUAUUUACCUUAAACUGUAUAUAAUUUUUUUUUUGUACAAUUAAAAUUUCAGCAUAUAAAAACACGAUCAUACUUGUCUGUGUAAUCCACAUCUCAAGCUUAUCUCUCUUUGUCACUCUCUCUCUCUUUCCCUGAUGGGUCUUCCGACAGAUUUUAAGGAGCUUCAGAUUCCGGGAUACGUACUUAAGACGCUUUACGUCAUCGGUUUCUUCAGAGACAUCGUCGAUGCUCUUUGUCCUUACAUCGGCCUACCCCAGUUUCUAGACCACGAGGUUUCUCGACCCGACCCGAUCCAACCCGCAAGCUCCACGGCGGCGAGUCUCGCAGAUAAGGUUUCCCCGGUGGUUUGUUUCUCGGAUCUCCAGACCGAUCUUGAAGACUGCUGCACGGUGUGUCUCUCCGAUUUUGAAUCCGAUGAUAAGAUCAGGCAGCUUCCGAAUUGUCGACACGUGUUCCAUCACCGUUGCUUGGACCGUUGGAUCGUCGAUUGUCACCAGAUGACGUGUCCGAUUUGUCGGGAUCGGUUCUUACCGGCCGAAAAAUACGCGCGGAUGAAUUCGGGUUCUGGUUUGGUUUGGUACAGUGUCGAACCAACUGAUGUUGAUUUUUAAAUUUGUUCGUGUGUGUCGGCACGAUCUUUUUGCUGUAUAAUUCAACUAUAACAUUAUGUAAAUAUCUAAUCAAAUAUUCCGAGUUUGUAUAUUUACGUAUGUUCCAAUUUGUUUCGUUGUAAAAAAAAAAUAUUAAAACAUAUCAAUUUUUUGGUA